AUAGAGAGUAUUCAGUCUCUACGGUUAUUUGAGUUUUGUGAGUAAGACAGAGCAAAAUUUAUGAACCAAUAGAAACGAUGAUUGAAGCAAAACUCAAAUAUUUGAUUGGUUAAAAAUGAAGAAAGCGUAAUACCCGAAAUUGUAACUCAGCUAACGCGUGAGAUUGAAUGCAAAUGUAACGCAUAAACACAGUUGAAUUUGAUCCUGGAAGCUCACAGUUACGUUGAUGAUUACGUCGUCAGUGCCGGUAUAAGUUCGUUAAAUUUUUCUUUGUUAUUAAUAAGUAAUUUUUUCUAACAAAAAUGCCAAAAAAAACACAAAGAAAUGGGUUCUAUUAUUUUAUGUUGGAUUUUAAAAGAAGAGAGGAAAAAAAAGGAAAUAAAUUCAACGAUUUGAGAGAAAUUCAAGAUAAUCCUAAGUGUGAUCAAGAAUGGAAGGCAUUGUCGGUUGAAGAAAAAAAAAAGUAUAAUGAUAAAGCAAAGAAAGACAAAGCAGGUGCUGCAGAAAAACGUACAGGUCUUGGAGAAUCAGUAAAGUUGCUUGAAAAACAACAAAUUGAACAACAAAAGUAUGAAAUAAUGAUGAAAGAAUACAUUGAUUGUAAUAUCGAUCAAGCAUAUAAUUUUAACCAACUUGAUCAUAUGUCAUUUUAUUUUAUACAUGUCAACUGGUAUUAUACUAAAACAGAUCGUAACAAUGUUGUUGACUACAUUCCCGCAGAAUUCUCCGUGAUUGAAUUUUCUUUGAGUGAUGGUAUUAAAAGAUGUUAUCAAGAGAUCAUUAAAAUUGUAGUCGAGACAGGAUAUACUAGGGAAAAUCUUGAACAUAGUGAAGCUACUCACAAAAUUACUGCUUGUAAUCAAGGGGAAACAAGUGAUUAUAAAGAUUUAUAUAAUAAAUUUUUUGACUUUAUCUCUUCUGGAGAUAGAUCAAUAAAAAAACUUCCACCUUUAUAUACAUCAAGAAAAAUGAAAACUGUUGUUCCUUGUCUUUUUGAGCGUAUGACAGCAGCUGCUGAUACUUCUAGAGAAACCUUUGAUUUAUUUUCUUUGGAAUAUUUAUUUGGUACAUUGAUGUUGCGUUUAAAUGAAGAAUUUCCAGAGUCAGGUAACCGUGCUUCUUUAGCAGAAGCAGAGCUAGAGAAAGACGCCUUCGUUUGGACACCUAAUAUUGAAUGUGCAUAUCAUAGUCAAGUGGGAAGUGGACGAUAUUGCAGUCAAUCUAUUGUAACUCAAUGGGCGUUCACAUUCUGUGAUUAUUGUUGUCCAUUAUUAAGGAUUAAAAUGAUUAAUGGAAAACACUGCCCUAAUAAUAAUGAUGAUGAAUCACUGACGGCUAGUAUGCAUUCAAUGCGUAUAAAGGAAGAUAAAGCCAGCACACUUAAAUCUAGUACUGGGGUUAGUGAAUCUCAUCGUCAACAAGUUAGUUCACGGACUCGACAAGAGAACGAAGAACGUAAAAAACAAGGACGUGCUUUAACAAUUAUUGAUUAUAGUGAGAUUGAGGAAGAGAAAACUUCAAUUAUUGUUCCUUCGGCUAGUGUAUCAGCGUCUAAUUCAAGGGGAAAACAACAACCACUUCGCUAUCCUAUAUCAUUAUCUGAAGUUUUCACCGAUCAUUGUACUGAUUCACCGCCAAAAGUUGAUGAUGAUAACUAUCCAGCAAUUGGUGCUCUUAAAUCAAAGUCACGUUCGAAAAAAUAAAGUCAAGUUAAUGAAUUACAGAAAAAAAAACUUCAGUUUGUAUUAUCGAACCAUUUCAUUCUUUAUUUUAUGUCAUUAACAAUUGGAUUUUCAUUGAUAAUCAUUUAAAUAUAAAAACUCAAAACUUAGUCUACACGUAUACUAUAGAAUUUAAUACGUAUUAUUUUUUGACAUUCUCAUAUCUGAAAUGAAUUCAUUUCUAUAAUUUAUUUUCUUUAACAUUACUUCAUUUGAUAAUCUAAGUAUAUUUUUACUUUUCUUCUAUAUCGAUUGCAUUUUAUAAAUUUAUGGAGACAAAGAUAUAAGAAAAUUUAUUAAUGUAAUCAUUCAAAUUCUAAAUAAACAAUUUAUAGAAGUUUUGCACUGCUUUCUAGCAAGUAACUGCAGUUGUCAUUAUCAUUCUAUUAGGCUUACAUGCGUUGUGAAUUAUUUGUUAUAAAUAUUUGAUGUACAGCUUUAAUUUCAGAGAGAAAAUGAAAUGUGCAUAAGAGAUAAAAAUAAAACACCUUCGAUUAACCAGUAAAA
Molecule: messenger RNA, 2228 nt
Organism: Microplitis mediator
Lineage: Eukaryota; Metazoa; Arthropoda; Insecta; Hymenoptera; Braconidae
Product: protein maelstrom homolog
Exons: 7
Coding region: 303-1703 (466 amino acids)
Biological process (GO): male meiotic nuclear division; regulation of miRNA-mediated gene silencing; negative regulation of DNA-templated transcription
Cellular component (GO): nucleus; P granule
Molecular function (GO): sequence-specific DNA binding
Source: RefSeq, a predicted model, not a curated record